This is a messenger RNA of Fusarium coffeatum, 915 nucleotides long. RefSeq lists its product as uncharacterized. The transcript has a single exon. The record is from RefSeq and is a predicted model, not a curated record. Gene Ontology annotation, cellular component: cytosol; nucleus. NCBI's taxonomy places the organism in Eukaryota, Fungi, Ascomycota, Sordariomycetes, Hypocreales, Nectriaceae. The coding region runs from base 1 to 915 and encodes 304 amino acids.
AUGGCUUACUUACCACUUACCCUGCGCAUUGCCAUGUUCAAUGCUGAUACACCAGUACCCAACGUUCUGGCCAAGCGGACACCGUCCUACGGUCACAUCUUUCACGAACUGCUGGUCAAAUCAGCUUCCCGCGUCGCACCCGGAUUAACAGUCGAAUCCGAGUAUUUCGAUGUUCAUCACGGCCUGUAUCCUGAAUCGGUUACCAAUUUCGACGCCAUAGUCAUCUCUGGAUCUGGAGCAAGCUCUUACGAAGACAAGGACUGGAUCAGAGAGCUAGACGCCUACGUCGCCAGAGUUCAUACUGAGCACCCUCAUAUUAAACUCUUUGGAAGUUGUUUUGGUCAUCAAAUCAUUUGUCAAAGCUUGUUCCGUGAAUCCGGCAUCUACGUCGAAAAAGACCCCAAGGGGAUGGAAGCUGGUGUUCACGCUAUUCAAUUGGAGACAGACUUCCUCAAAGCACUCGGAAGUUCGCAGAAUACACCUGAGCUAGCCCGACCGCCCACGCCAAUGUCUGAAAAUUCGCCCCCUUCUAUUCAAACGACAGAUAACACGAAACUGCGGCUGCAGUUCAUCCACGGCGAUCACGUCAAGAUCCCCGAAGGCAGGACGCUGCCUCCAAACUGGCUAUCGAUGGGUCGAACCGAGCACUGUGCAUUCCAAGGUGCCUAUCAACCAAACCAUGUGCUCACAUUCCAAGGACAUUUCGAGUUUGAUAGCUUCAUCAACACAGAAACGUGUAAGGCUUUUGGUAAAGCUUGGAAUUGGGAUCCGGAACUGGUUGCAAGCUCGAUCAGGGCUAUGGAGAAGGACGAUGAUUCGGAGGCUGCGGCGGAUAUGGUGAUGCGAUUCUUGCUUGAGGGCCGUGAUUCCAUGUUGGAUGAUGGAGGUCUGGUGAGCCCUCCGCUGGAGGAUUAG